UGCGAAUGAUUUUUAGCGAGUAGCGAAUAGUUUGUGAGCGUCACAUCUGUAUGGUUGCAUGUCAACAAUAGAAAAUCUUGAAAUCUUUGUAAUGGACGACGAGUCGGUUAUAAACUGGACUUGGUAUAACCACCAACUGCAGUGGUUAUUGCAUAUGUACAAUAAGCAAAUUAUUAUUAUAUUGUACAGAAAAGAAAAGCUGCUGCAGUUGCAGCUACACUUUUACAUUUGAGAAAAAGUGGAAAAAAAAGAUAUUGUAAAAAGAAAUAUUGGAUAGCACCCAUUUUUCAAGAAAGGAAAGUGCAUGGAUUCUUUCAUGCUGUGCUACCUAAUCUCGUUUUAGAAGAUUUGAGAUUUAAUAAUUACAUACGCAUGUCUGCAACUCAAUUUGAAAAGUUAACAUUCUUAGUUGGAACAGACAUAUUCGCUCCUUGCGAAUAUUCGCUACAAGCUGAAACUUUUCAGCGAACAGCGAUUACUCGCUAGCGAACAGCGAAUGAUCACGUGACCAUCAUUCGCGGCGAUUAUUUCGCUGCAUGAAACGGCACCUUAAACGACGGAUGGCUCUGGGUGGGGAAAGGGGAGAGAUAAAGCUGUCGAAAUCCAUUGAAAGAGGAAUGUUUCUAGUCGAUAAUCAACGACACGAUCAGUUACACGGUUACAUACACACAGAUAAUAAAGUGCAUAUAAUACAUUACCGAUUCGAUCGUUGUCAACGUGCAGCAAUACACGAUUGAAAUAAUGAUUGACAUAACUUAACAUUUAUACGAACUGAGUUCUAAUACAUUUUACUAAUAAUUGCGAAAGUAACAGAAUGGCAGAAACGGUGGAGGACAUGGAUAGCCUGGAUGGCAAACUGUUUGGUACCACAUUUAAAAGGAAUCCACCGGAUGAUGGCAAAAAGAGAAUCACAUUUGCAGAUGAAGAUGAUCCAAUAGCUAAUCUAUUAAUUGAUAAAGAGGAUGUGCCAACAGGCCAAAAGAAUCCAACGGCAAUAAGAGAUAAACGAAGUAUAAUAGAUGACUUGUUUGAUAAAAAGUUUUCCAAUGAAUCCUUAUCGAGUUCAAAGCCUGAUGAGAAAGAAAAUAAUUUGACAUCUGCACUAAGUGCUACAGGAAUCGAUAGGUCAAAAACGUUAGAAGAUAAGACAAAAAAACAGUCUCUGAUGCAAGAUUUGUUUGGGAGUACAUUGCACACGUCUCCGUCAAAAGAGUCAAAUGCCAGUAAAAGGUCCAUGCAGUCAGAAGAAAAAAUAUCGACCAUAACUGAAGUCUCUAAAGCACAAUCGCAACAUUCAACAUAUGCGCCAACAUCUUUUGGAACGAGAGAGCCUCGUAGAGGCAAGAGAACUUCAGAAAUAAUUAAUGAUCCCCUAGGAUUAUUUUCUUCAAGCACGUUUAGUCGAACGGAACAAGUUCCAAAAGCAGCAGAAAGACGUGCAGUAUCUGCAGACACAAAUAGACAGAAAUCAGAAAGCAAAGACUAUUUACCGGAAUGGUUGGAACCUAAAAAGACAGCAGAAGAUAAAAGUAGCGAUUAUACUCAAGAUAGGCCUACUGAAGAAUUAUUUAACCAGCACAGAAGGUCCAGCUCCGAUAAGAUUAUGCAAGAAGUAGCAAACACGCAGCAAGAGAACGAAUCAAGAAUAAUCGAAGCAGUGCCACAUGAGAAGGAAAAAUCGACGAAAUUAUCAGAUGGUCAGAAAAUUGGAACGAGUGAACACGAAAAAGGAAAAACUGAAGAAGAUUAUCCUAAAUACAACACAAUGGUUGUGUCAACUAAUGCUGAUGUGAAUAAAAAUUCGAGGGACGCGCAUGGUAAUUUAAUGUGUAAUGAGGGCGGUUACGUAACUGCCAUACGGAAAUUGGAACUGGAGAAAUCUCAUUUGUCAGUAACGAUACAUAGCUUGAAUGAAAAAUAUGAAAAUGAGAUUAUGAUUCUAGACGAGUCCUAUAAGCGGCAAAUAGGAUUCCUGCAAGAGAGAACAAACACAUUGGAGAAGAGAAUGCAACAGGAGCUCGAAUGUUUAGAGGCAGAUUACGAAACGAAGAUCGAAAAAUUGAAAAAUGAAAAGAUGCAAAUUGAAACGUUUUACAAGGAAGAAAUACAAACCUUGAAGAAGGAGCAUGCGCAAUUUAUAGAGGAAAUUUAUGAGCGCCAUUCCCAAAGUAUAAGACUGCUACAGAAGGAACAUUUUGAUACAAUGGAGAGUAUAUUGAAAAUGAGGGAGGUAGAGAAUUUAGCUAUGACAACCAUAGCGACCCAUAAGACUGACUUACAGACUUUGUUACAAAAAGCUGACUUCAUUAUAGAGAAUAUGAAAAACGUGCAAGAAAAGACUGACCAAAGAGACGACCAAAGUAUAAAGUUAAGAGAAUACUAUUUGAAGACUAACGAAGAAGACGUACAAAUACGAAAUGUAGAAAUGAAGAAGCAGCGGGAACUACUAGAACAGGAACGUGAGAAAAUGAUGAAAGUAGCUGACAAAUUGGACUCGCAUGUUGCACAGUUGGCUCUUGAGUUGGAGAAGAAGAGCGCUAUGCUCAACGAGGCGUUAGAAACGUUAAAGAAAAGAGAGGAGUUCCUGUCACACGAAAGAGAAAUAUUUGAGGAAAAAGUACAAUGGGAGCGUAAUCAUAUACAGGCCUUAAAGGAAUCUUGGUUUAAUGAACAAGAAAAGCAAUUAAAGGCUUUGACAAAAGAAAAAGAGGUAAUCGCAGCUAAAAAGAAACAAUAUGAGGUCCUAAGAACGAUAAAGAUCAAUUCGGACGAUAUUACAAAAAUAGAGUUGGCAGCGGCUAUAAAAGCAGCUCAGGAUGCUACUACAUUUGCGAAUCAGGAACGAUUGAAAUGGCAAGAGAAGAUCAAAGAUCUCGAAAUGCAACAGCAGACUCUGGAAGAAAAGGAAUAUCGGCUUUUGACGCGCGCUCAAGAUCUUGAAAAUUUCACGCAAGUAGCAUUUGCGAAAAAUGAAGAAGCUGUCAAGGUGCUGAAAGAAGCUCGUAAUAUUGAAAACGAGCACAGAGCAAAAGUCGAUGCACAUUUUGGUGCAUUGGCGCGAAGGCAAAACACAACGGCAGAGAAACUAAAUUUAGCAAGUGAGAAGUUGGCUUUAAGAACUGCCCAGAUGGAGAAAUUGGGAAGCAGCCGAAAUGCUCCGUAUGGUUACGCAAACAAACAAGCACUGUCUAGUCAGCAACACGCAUUUCAAGUCACUACCCACUUCUCAGAAGUCGUGGACCCUCGAUUAGUGAUGUUAAAAUUGAGUCUGGACGACCAACUGGAUAAUAUUAAAUACAUGACUGCCAUGAAACUUUGAUAACGUUCGACAGAUAUGUACGAAAUGUAGCUUUUCCACGGAAACCCGUUUAAUAUUUUCUGUACUGUGAAUGGUUGCAAUAAAUAAUAAUCGACGUAC
Ooceraea biroi (clonal raider ant) is the source of this 3418-nucleotide messenger RNA. It is a transcript of the gene twy, whose product is annotated as fas-binding factor 1 twitchy. Gene Ontology annotation, cellular component: ciliary basal body; centriole; ciliary transition fiber. Gene Ontology annotation, biological process: cilium assembly; establishment of epithelial cell polarity. NCBI's taxonomy places the organism in Eukaryota, Metazoa, Arthropoda, Insecta, Hymenoptera, Formicidae. The record is from RefSeq and is a predicted model, not a curated record.